UCAUUACGUAUUCACUUUUUCAAAGUUCAACCUACGCCGAGGGCAUUGCGUGGGUAUAUAUCGGACUCUUACCACCUAAGAAAACCCCGUUACCUACAGUUAGCUAAGUCAGGGUUACGCAGAGCAUGCCUGUGCGAUCCCAUGACUCUGGCUUAGGUUACCCACGCACGAGGCAUAGCGAUGGUAUAUGUUGAUGUUACCUGACUAAAACACCCCGGGCAUCCACAUUUACCCAAGCUAGAGUCAGUGGCUCUAGUAUAGCUAACCUAACGCAACAAGCUUCAUCUAAAACCUUAACCCUUCCAUCUUGUUCCAGGCUAACCAUGCAACGGCUGCUAAGCAUCACACUCAUCACCAUCGCAGCCGACCAAGUCUACACACAAGAGGACCGCGAACACCAGGGGCCGCAAACCUGCGGUGGCCACCUUAAAGGCACCGUAGGCGUCAUACAAACACCAAACUUCCCGAACCCGUUCCCAGUCCCUAUAAAGUGCAAAUGGAUAAUAGAACACGAUAUAGUUAAUGGGACUAUAUCGAUAUAUUUUACGCAACAAUACACGACCAGUGGGUUGACGUUUACUGAGUAUAUGUAUUACGAUGAGUCGUAUAAGUUGGGGGAGAGGAGGGCGCUUACUAUCACGGAGGAGAAUAUCACUAGGAUUAAAUGGUUACAGGUAUGUCCAAACCAGAAUGUCAAUCAACCACUAAUUCUGCUUCAUAAAAGGUACCGAAAAAUCUUUAUAAUGAAAAACAAAUAGAACACUUAAUUUAGAUUAAUUCAAUCUAACACCACAGAAGAUACACUUCCCAACUAUUUCACAAAUCCUAUUCAAUUCAUAGCGUAGGAAAUUUAAUUUAGUGACUGCAGUACUCCUCUCAUUGCAUUAAAUCAUAAAAUAUUCCAACGCUUCUGUUUAGGACAUUAUUCAAAAACGCGCAACAAUGUAUUUCAGUCACUGCUGUGGAAUAAAUAAGGCUUUAUACGUAUCUUCCUCACACAGCUCUUUGCCAGUCAGUUUGAAGUUGACACUGUCAUAAUAUAUCUAGAUAAUCAGUGGGGUGUGAUUGUAUUGAGGUAAAUACUUUUGUAUGUGUCAUGCAUAAAUUCGUCGUAGAGUAAGUAAAAGACUUAUAAGAGCAAUGACUUUUGCAUAUU
This is a messenger RNA of Trichoplusia ni (cabbage looper), 1156 nucleotides long. RefSeq lists its product as uncharacterized. The record is from RefSeq and is a predicted model, not a curated record. The transcript has 2 exons. The coding region runs from base 324 to 758 and encodes 144 amino acids. NCBI's taxonomy places the organism in Eukaryota, Metazoa, Arthropoda, Insecta, Lepidoptera, Noctuidae.